This is a messenger RNA of Acytostelium subglobosum LB1, 1506 nucleotides long. RefSeq lists its product as hypothetical. The transcript is spliced from 3 exons. The record is from RefSeq and is a predicted model, not a curated record. Lineage: Eukaryota; Evosea; Eumycetozoa; Acytosteliales; Acytosteliaceae. Bases 1 to 1506 code for a protein of 501 amino acids.
AUGGAGAGAAUGGAGUCACCUUUACUGACCUGCCAUUUGGAAGCUAUGGGCUACCGUGACAACACCUUUAAGGUUGGCCCACUCGGUACCUCUGGCACUGAGAAGGACAACAAGAUCGACCCAGCCACCGGAAAGUACUGCUUUGAGUACAACGCCCAAACACUCAACGACAAAGGAUUCAUGGUUGUCCAAGUAGGAUAUGUUUCAACUGUCAAGCCCAAGAUCCACCUCUACGCUUUUGAGGACCACAACAAGGAUGGUACACAGAACAACAAGGAUCAGUUCGCCUUUGGAGGUCGCGCUGCUGGUGUCACCUUUGAGAACCUUGACUAUGGCGACUACUGUUUCCACACCGACUACAGGAAUUCCAACUACAAGGUCGGUCCACUCGGAACCACCGGCACCGUAAAUGACAACAAGAUCGAUCCCACCAGCAACACCUACUGCUUCACAUUCAAUGACAAGUCACACAAUGACAAGGUAGAGAUGAUCGUCCAAGUUGGAUUUGUCCGUACCACCAAACCAUCAGUGUGGCUCUACGCCUUUGAGGACCACAACAAGGACGGCAUCCAGAACAACAAGGAUCAGAAUGCCUUUGGCGGUCGUGGCAACUUGACAAAGGCUGAUGGCACCGUCGUUCAAACAUUCUCUUCGACCAAUGGAAACAAGGGUGUCCACUUCACUGACCUUGAUGAUGGAGAGUAUUGUCUCAACGUUGACUACAAGAAUGACAACUACAAGGUUGGUCCACUCGGCACCAGCGGAGCCAAGAUCAACAACAUCGACCCUGCCACCAACAAGCAUUGCUUCACCAUCAAUGAGGAAUCUCCAACAAACGACAAGGGCGAGCUUUUGUUCCAUGUUGGAUUCGUGAAAAUUGUAAAGCCCAGGUUGAAUCCAACAAGAAUGGAGAGGACAAUACCGUCCUUUGACUCGACCAACGGUGCGAAUGGAGUUGACUUUGGAACUUUGGACGAUGGUGACUACUGUCUCAACGUUGACUACAAGAACAAUCUCUACAAGAUUGGACCACUUGGAACCACUGGCACCAACAAGGACAACAAGAUCGAUCCCACCACCAACAAGUACUGCUUCACCAUAAACGAGGGAACCAAUGUCAACUCCAAGGGUGAAGUGAUCGUCAGAGUUGGUAUUGAGCCCAUCGUCCCAAUCAAGUUGAAGCUCUUCUCCUUCUGGGACAAGAACAGAAAUGGAGUCAUGGACACUGGGGAUGAGUACAUCAGUAAAGCUCUUGGAAAUCUGACAACGGAUGGUGCUGUGGUCAAGUCCUUCACUGACUCUGGUGGUAACUCGGGUGUUACCUACAGUGGAUUGGAUGAGAAUGGUGAAUACUGCCUAACAAUGGGCUAUUACAACGCUACCUUGGACAUUGGACCACUUGGCACCACAGGAACUGACAAGGACAACAAGAUUGAUCUUCUUGAACGAUCAAAAUGUGAACGACAAGAACGAGCUGAUCAUCUAUGCUGGCUACGCAAAUCCUGA